Pyrus x bretschneideri (Chinese white pear) is the source of this 1918-nucleotide messenger RNA. RefSeq names its product protein ASPARTIC PROTEASE IN GUARD CELL 1. The transcript has a single exon. Bases 243 to 1709 code for a protein of 488 amino acids. Gene Ontology annotation, molecular function: aspartic-type endopeptidase activity. The record is from RefSeq and is a predicted model, not a curated record. NCBI's taxonomy places the organism in Eukaryota, Viridiplantae, Streptophyta, Magnoliopsida, Rosales, Rosaceae. Gene Ontology annotation, biological process: proteolysis.
CUAAUAGCUUACAUGCAAAGAUAGUGAAACCCUAAACAAAAACUCCUUGCAAUUAAUGUUACAAAGUCUGAUAUUUGAAAUUCAAUCCACAAACUCUCCUCCUCCUCCUCUCUCCACCCCACAAAUCCGCCUUUGUUUUCUUCCAAUGUCCUUUACGUGAAUUCCCGUAGUAAUUUAUCCCCACUUUUCUCCCUCUUAUAUAACAGCAUUGGAUUCCCACUCUCUCCCCAGAACACACCUCAAUGGCCGGAAUGGGUUUCCUCUCCUGCAUUCUCUUUGCUUUCCUCUUUCACUGUCAUUCCCAAGUUGCCCACUCCCGCAGCUCGCCGUUGACCUCCAAAACGACGGUGCUCGACGUCGCCGCUUCGAUUCGGACGACGCUAAGAGCUCUGUCGUCCGAGGAUUUAAGUAGAACGGCACAGGCAUUGUCCCAGCAAGACCAUAGCUCGCUUUCUGUACCUUUACACUCUCGAAUUUCACUUCACAAGCCUUCUCACAGCGACUACAAGUCCCUCACUUUGGCUCGACUCGAGCGCGACUCGGCCCGAGUCAGAUCUCUCACCACUCGGUUGGAUCUGGCUGUUAGAGGUGUUGCCACGUCGGACCUUAAACCCGUGGAAACCGGCAGCGGGUUACAGCUCGAUGCGGAUGGUUUUGAGGGCCCCAUUAUUUCCGGGACGAGUCAGGGUAGCGGCGAGUACUUCUCCCGAGUCGGGAUCGGAAAACCGCCGAGUCAGGCCUACGUGGUGCUCGACACCGGGAGUGACAUCAGCUGGGUGCAGUGCGCACCCUGCGCCGAUUGCUACCAGCAAGCCGACCCUAUCUUCGAGCCGGCUUCCUCGACUUCCUUCUCGCCGCUCUCGUGCGAAUCCCAACAAUGCAAAUCCCUCGAUGUGUUUGAGUGUCGGAACGGCACGUGUCUCUACGAGGUGGCGUACGGUGACGGCUCGUACACUGUCGGCGACUUUGUGACGGAGACAAUCAGCAUAGGCGGGGCUUCGGCGAAGGAGAUUGCCAUCGGCUGUGGCCACACCAACGAGGGCUUGUUCGUCGGAGCGGCUGGGCUUCUCGGACUCGGCGGCGGCUCACUCUCUUUUCCAUCCCAGCUCAAUGCCACGUCACUUUCCUACUGCCUCGUGGACCGCGACUCCGACUCGGCAUCGACCCUCGAUUUCAACUCGCCGCUCCGUCCCAACGCCGUUACUGCUCCGUUACGCCGCAACUCUCAGCUGGACACGUUUUACUAUCUCGGUCUGACCGGACUCAGCGUCGGUGGCUCAUUGCUCCCGAUUCCCGAGUCCGCUUUCCAGAUAGACGGGAGCGGAAACGGCGGAAUCAUCAUCGACUCCGGCACGGCGGUGACUCGACUGCAGACGGACACAUACAACGUGCUUCGCGACGCGUUCAUGAAAGGCACUAAGGACUUGCCGUUUACGAAAGGGCCAGCGUUAUUCGACGCGUGUUACGACCUGUCAUCGAGGAAGAGCGUGGAGGUUCCGACGGUGUCGUUUCACUUCGCCGAUGGGAAAGUGUUACCGUUACCGGCCAAAAAUUUCCUUAUACCGGUCGACUCGGACGGGACGUUUUGCUUUGCGUUCGCGCCCACGCCCUCUUCGCUGUCAAUCAUUGGGAAUGUCCAACAGCAAGGGACACGUGUCGGUUUCGAUCUAGUGAAUUCUGUGGUCGGGUUCUCCCUCAACCAAUGUUAGAACGGAAAUCAUGGGUUUUAUGCUUUGACCAUGUUCAGUUUUCUGUCCAUGUUACCAGCAUAAUAUCUUUUUAUGUUCUUUUUUAGUUAACUUUUAUUUAGGAUCCGCAAGGUGCUUUUUAUUUUAUUUUUGUUGAUGAUGAUUUGACUCGUCUGGAUUUAUCAUCCAGUUAAAGGUUCAAUCUAAGUUGAGUACGUUUUUCUUUCUUA